GCUGUUGGAGCUACUUCCUGCAAACUAGCUGCCUAGCUAAACACCUUCUGUGUUCCUUAAGAAAAGUUUUCUUUAGGACGAAAAAGAAAACACAUUUUUAUCUCAGCCUGAAGGUUUCCGGCGGAGAUGCCUUGACAUUAGCGGACGAGCUCGUCUUUUUUUUUUUACAGUUUCACGUCACUUUAAUAGGAAACAACCACUGCAGGAAAUUAGCUCGCUAGCCUUCAUACUCAGGAAUAUGAGGCUUAACCUUUCGUUUUUAUGCUUAUUUUAAAUCCUCCAGGGGAAAUGGACACCGAGCCGAUAAUAAUCCGUAUAAAGACCCCUUUAGGGGAUAUGGAUUCGUCUGUGGACUAUCCAUCUGUGCUUAACUUCAAUGACCUGCUGGUCGCAAUCAGAGACGUGAUGCCUGAAGCCACUGUCACUGCCUUUGAAUACGAAGAUGAGGUGGGAGACAGAAUUACUGUAAGAAGUGAUGAGGAGCUCAAAGCUAUGCUGUCAUAUUACUGCAACACAAUGAAUGAACAGCGCAUGAAUGGACUGAUGCCAGACCCUCUACAGAUUUUUCCAAGAGCGGGCAAGACUCCAGGGAUCCGGAACAUACAUGGCCUGAAGGUCAACACGAGACCUAACCCAGCCAAUGAUUGCACUCAGGUGGUCCCAGAAUCCUUAGCCAACAACAGUUUAAAGAAAUCAUCUGCGGAGCUAAAGACGAUCUUGACGAAUGGGCAUAUAAACGCCCAGGAUAUCCACUAUCAGGAGCAGCUUGGCCAUGGGAACGGAGGCACAGUUUAUAAAGCGUACCAUGUUCUCAGCAAACGUGUUUUAGCUGUAAAGGUGAUUCCUCUGGACAUCACAGUGGAGCUACAGAAGCAAAUCAUGUCUGAACUGGAAAUUCUCUACAAGUGCGAUUCGCCCUACAUCAUCACUUUCUUCAGUGCCUUCUUUGUUGAGAACAGGAUUUCCAUAUGCACUGAAUUUAUGGAUGGUGGAUCCUUGGACGUCUAUAAAAGAAUCCCAGAGCACGUCCUGGGAGGGAUCGCCGUUGCAGUCGUGAAAGGCCUGACAUAUUUGUGGAGCCUGAAGAUACUUCACAGAGAUGUCAAGCCUUCCAAUAUGCUGGUGAACACCCGAGGACAAGUCAAGCUAUGUGACUUUGGUGUCAGCACGCAGCUUGUAAAUUCUAUAGCAAAAACAUAUGUGGGAACCAAUGCUUACAUGGCACCCGAAAGGAUAUCAGGAGAGCAGUACGGGAUCCAUGCCGAUGUCUGGAGUGUGGGCAUCUCUUUUAUGGAGCUGGCUCUCGGCAUGUUUCCAUAUCCUCAAAUUCAGAAAAACCAAGGAUCUCUAAUGCCUCUCCAGUUACUGCAAUGCAUCGUUGAUGAGGACCCUCCGGUACUUCCUGUUGGACAGUUCAGUGAAAAGUUUGUUAACUUCAUCACUCAGUGUAUGCGGAAGAACCCCAAGGAGAGACCUGCACCCAAUAACCUCCUGGAGCAUUCUUUUAUCGUCCACUACAACGAUGGAAAUGCUGAGGUCGUGUCGAUGUGGGUUUGUCGUUGUCUGGAGGAGAGACGAUCUCAGCAGCCUCAGUGACGGAUCUAAAGUCCUUCUGUCGCCUGGACCUUUGGCUUCUUUUCAGAGCUUUCAGGCUCACAUUAGUCCACAUGCACUGAUUUAAUGACUGGGGUGAUAAUUGUUACAUUAUUAGAGAAUCUUUAUUUAAAAUGAUGACUGAUGAGAAACGGAGGAGCUUAUAUCCUUGAACGAGGUCCAGACUUUCUACAGUCCAAGUGUUGAUGCACAGCAGAUCCUCCCUCAUGUUUUUCUUCUUUCUCUGGAGAAUCCAGAAAUCUUGAGAACUGACUUAAAGAGUGCAGAGAUAGUAAACAACUUCACAAAGGACUGCAAACGGCCGACAGAGCCGGGCUUUGCUGAGCACAGCCUUCAAGUGAAUGUCAAGGUUUCCUCCUGUGAGUAGCUGCCCCUCUUCUGUGCCUGUUUUACCCGUGCCCUUUUUUAUUACCUCCGCAACUUUAAGUUGUCAUUCAAUAGAGCAAACUUUGCCAUGAAAAAAUAAAACGCUCCUGUUUGUGCUACAGGAUCAGGAAAAAAAAUGUUACCAGUUAAAACCCAUACGUUUGUAGGAAGAAGUGCCAGUUGAUGCUUUUUGCCUCUCAGUGUUUUGUGAGGCGAUGUUUCAUCGUUAGCUGCUAUGAAGCAUACAGUGAUCAGUGCCGACCUUUCUUAUUGGUGUGUUUGUGCAACACAUUUGUCUCUUUUUUGCUGUCAAUAACCACCGACCAGGUGGAGGGCCUCUACUGGACCCGAUUCCAGUUCUGUUUGUAUCUGCACGGCUUUCUGAGGAGAUGAAAGGUCGUUUUUAUCUUAUCUGCACAUUUCUCACUCUUCACUAUUUGCCCUUAUGGCAUUGGGUUUGUUCUUCUCCCUCCUUCAUGGUGGAUUUAUUUCUUUGAAUAUUGUGAAUAGGCAGAUAUGAAAUGUUUAAAGAGUUAAGAGCAAAACCAGAAAACGAGGAUGAGCUCCACACAUUGGAUCACAAACAUGGGAUCAGUGAGAUAAAGAGAAAUACUUCCUUUAAACAAUCCGGGUUGGAUUGUAUUUAGAUUUAAGCUAGUAGGACCAAGGGACUGAAGGCACUGAAUUAACUGUUUAGGAGGAACCAGUUUCACAUUUUCUCUCACAUUUAGCUGCUUCUAAUUGUUUAAGUCACCAGAAGAGAACUUUAGGCACUUUAUAACUUGAACAAAAUAAUAGAUACCUUUGAUUUAUUUUCCUUCAAAUUUAAACUUAAGGACCCUCAUUGCACAAACAGUUCCAGAAUAUAUAAAUAUUGUAAAGAUUGCAUACAGUUUGACAUAUUUAUAGCAUUGAUUCGUGUUCAUUUGGAUGAUUAUGACUUACAGUUUGUAAAAACCAACUUUCUUUGGAAAUGUGAGUAUGAAAAAACAAGAAAAGCCCUCGCAGAGAGGCAGACCUCUGCCAAGUAGCUCCGUUUGACUCACACCUUACAUUAAUACCUGUUUUCAUGAUAUCUUUCAAAUAAUUCCUGGAUUGAUCCGGAUCAUCACCAAAAUAUUAUUUGUAACCAGUCACAAAACUUUUUCUCUAAAAAUUUCAGCAAAAUCCGUCCAUAAAUUAUAUUAUUUUUAAAAUAGACCAACCAAUGCUGAUGAAAACAACCUCCUUGGGGAGGGAUUUUUAGAUGCAGUAUUCUUGACCCAUCAGACAGUCUGUUCUGUAAUGUAUAUAAAUUAUAUACACUUAGAAAUUAUUCUGCAUAAAUGAAUGCAGCAUUAUUUGACGGUUAUCAACCUGAGGGUUUUCUUGGGUGUUAUAAAAGUCUGGGUUGUUUUAAUUGCGGCCUUCAUCUAGCAGAACCAGCCUGUUUGCCAUGACUGAAACAAAGAAGUGGCAGCAGAAUGUCAUCUAUUAGCCUUAUCUAGGAGAGGAACACAGCUAUACAGAUGGACUCUGAGCCGUUCGUACAGUAAAACAGAAUACACAUAAUUAUCAACAGCUGUGGUCUGUGUCAUGGAUAUUGAUCGGACGCAUAUUUUUUUCCACCCUGAAGUUUUUCUUCCACUCAACUUUCCAUUCGUUUGUUUGGAUGUAACAUUCUGGGAACAGUCGUCUUCUUUUUUGGUCUUUAGCUCAGAGUGUUAGCGACUUUCAAGUUAGCACUCUUUCUGAUGAUUUUAUGGGUAUAAUUGGACUAAAUAUUAUAUAUAUGGUUUGAAACCAGUUAAAAAUUUUCUUUAUGACAUAAGUUAAGAAAGGGAAUUAAGAGCUUUAUAUUAGCUGGAAGUCAUAAUAUGCACGAUCAACAUGAAUAAAGAUUUAAAAUGUA
Molecule: messenger RNA, 3871 nt
Organism: Cyprinodon tularosa
Lineage: Eukaryota; Metazoa; Chordata; Actinopteri; Cyprinodontiformes; Cyprinodontidae
Gene: map2k5
Product: mitogen-activated protein kinase kinase 5
Exons: 22
Coding region: 262-1596 (444 amino acids)
Biological process (GO): protein phosphorylation; MAPK cascade
Molecular function (GO): protein binding; MAP kinase kinase activity; ATP binding
Source: RefSeq, a predicted model, not a curated record